Molecule: messenger RNA, 778 nt
Organism: Arachis duranensis
Lineage: Eukaryota; Viridiplantae; Streptophyta; Magnoliopsida; Fabales; Fabaceae
Exons: 4
Coding region: 162-506 (114 amino acids)
Source: RefSeq, a predicted model, not a curated record
UACAUCUGUACACUAGAUGGACCAUUUAAAAAACACUUUCCGUUCUUUUUAUUUUUUUAAUUUUAAUGGAGUACAUUCAACACUUUCCAUUUCAAUUGCAUCCGAGAGUCGGAAAGAGGAAACAAAUAUAGAUUGAAGAAGGAAACUGUAACUACUUUACUAUGUCUCUUGUGGUUCACUCUCAUCUUCCACUUCCAUCCACUUUGUGGAAAUCGAAGCAGAAAAUUAGGUUAAACCCGCUAUCGUCGCCCUCAUUCAUAGCUAGCAGAAGCAGCAGAAAUUUCGGGUGCAGUGCUAUUAAUAUGAAUUAUAAUAAUAAGAAUGAUAGCAGUAAUUCUUCAAAUGGGGUCACAUGGUGUUUCUUCAAUCCAGCGAAAGACCCCAUCAUUCAAGAAGCUCUCAAGUGCUUUUCCUAUGCUGAUUCGCUAAUGACUGAGUUCUCAACAGACGAAACUGCAGGUAGAAGUCCGAUUAAAGUGAGUUGGGAGUUUGGACUAAUAUGGUGAAAACAUGACAUGACAUGAACUUAUCUGUUAAAUUGAAUUUCUCUAUCAUAAGGCAACAAGUGGUAGUAAAAUUUGACUGAAAUAUCUUCACAUUGGGAUGAAGUUAUUAGUUACAAUUAUUCCAUUUUACAGCAUUAGUACCUCAGUCUAGACAUAACUGUAUACUUUUAUAUGUACAUGGGAGUUAAGGAAAUGGUGGAGAGAUUUAAAUUUUAGAUAAAAUUAUGUUGAGUUUACAAAAUUUCCCUUAUAAAUCUAUUUUUCUUCCUUAA